This is a messenger RNA of Cooperia oncophora, 417 nucleotides long. The record is from the annotation of a GenBank genome assembly. NCBI's taxonomy places the organism in Eukaryota, Metazoa, Nematoda, Chromadorea, Rhabditida, Trichostrongylidae.
AUGGGGGUCAGUGACGAAGAGCUUAUAGCCAAGGCCAGGGAGGCAAUGGAACAUGCUUAUUGUCCAUAUAGCAAAUUUCCGGUUGGUGCUGCUAUUUUGACUUCUGAUGACAAAGUAGUUGUUGGAGUCAAUUGUGAGAACGCAUCGUACGGUGGCACAAUCUGUGCUGAACGAAGCGCCAUCCUUUCAGCAGUUUCUAAAGGAUAUCGCAAGUUCAAAGCUAUAGCUGUUGUUACCGAACUCGAAGAACCUGGCAGUCCCGUGCGGAAUGUGGUGCAGGCAAUUUUGAUAGAAUUUGGCGAUUGCAGGGUCCUUAUGGGAUCUUCCAAAAAUGACCGGGUAAACGUAUCAAGUGUUGUGGACCUGCUGCCGAACGCUUUCUCACCGGCAGCCCUCGACUCCCAUAAAGAGGAGCGC